UAAUUCAUCACCAAUUAAGUCCUAAUUUAAAAGUUGAAAACUCAUACAGAUUCAAAGUGCCACUCACCUACUUCACUUUAUUCUCUCUCCCUUGGUUGUGGGAGAAUUUCACAUUUCUUCUUCAAAUAUCUCAACAAUAAAUAUCACCCAACUCCAAUUUCUUUUACCUGUGCAUAUUUGUUAACCCCUUUCCCACUCUCUCCAAAUUGUACAUACAAACUUUAAUUAAAAUAUGGACGAUGAAUAUGCUAAGCUCAUAAGAAGGAUGAAUCCACCCAGGGUUGUUAUUGACAACAAUACAUGUGAAUACGCCACUGUUAUACAGGUUGACAGUGUCAACAAACAUGGGAUACUCCUAGAUGUAGUCCAAGUUCUUUCAGAUAUGAACCUUGUGAUAAUAAAGGCUUAUAUCUCCUCUGACGGGGUUUGGUUCAUGGAUGUGUUUAAUGUGACGGAUCGUAAUGGAAACAAGAUCAAAGAUAAAGAAGUCAUUGAUUAUAUUCAGAGGAGACUUGAAAAGAAUGCCGGCUUUGCAACGUCAAUGCGAGAGUCUGUUGGGGUUGUACCUACUGAAGAGCACACCGUUAUUGAACUUACUGGCACAGACCGACCUGGUUUACUAUCUGAAAUCUGUGCAGUUCUUGCAGACCUUCACUGUAAUGUGGUUACCGCUGAGAUCUGGACGCAUAAUACUAGGGCUGCAGCCGUAGUUCAUGUAACAGAUGAUUCCAGUGGGUGUGCCAUCGAGGAUCCAUCUCGACUUUCCACAAUAAGGGAUUUGCUUUGCAACGUCCUUAGGGGGAGUGAUGAUCCAAAGACGGCAAAAACAGUACUUUCACAUCCUGGAGUUACGUAUAGGGAUAGGCGAUUACAUCAGAUUAUGUUUGCUGACAGGGACUAUGAAAGAGUUGAAAGGGCAGGAAUGAAUGAGAGAAAUAAAAGUCCAUUCCCACAUGUAACUGUCUUAGACUGUGUUGAGAGGGAUUACACUGUGGUUAUCAUGAGAGCAAAAGAUCGACCGAAACUUUUGUUCGAUAUUGUUUGCACUUUAACUGACAUGCAGUAUGUAGUUUUUCAUGGUGUGGUUCAGACAGAAAGGACAGAGGCUUAUCAGGAGUUUUAUAUUCGACACAUUGAUGGCUUUCCCAUAAGCUCAGAGGGUGAGAGAGAACGACUUAUACAGUGUCUUGAAGCGGCAAUUGAGAGGCGGGCAUCUGAGGGGAUGGAGCUGGAGUUGUGUACCGAAGAUCGUGUAGGACUCCUCUCAGAUAUCACAAGGAUUUUCCGUGAAAACAGUUUAUGUAUCAAAAGAGCUGAAAUAUCAACAGAAAAUGGGAAGGCAAAAGAUACUUUUUACGUCACUGAUGUAACUGGUAGCCCUGUCGAUCCAAAGAUUAUUGAUUCGAUCCGCCGUCAGAUUGGCGACACGGUGCUGCAGGUGAAACAUAACUCUAGUCUUUCACCAAAGCCUCCUCAAGGGACAAAAAUUGGGUUUCUUUUAGGAAGUUUCUUCAAAGCUCGAUCUUUUCAGAAUUUUAAGUUGAUUAGAUCCUAUUCAUAAGUCCUCUUAUGUGUAUAUUCUCACUAUUUUCAUCAUGUUUCAAGUCAAACAGAAAAAUGCAUACUGCAUAGUAGGAGCCUCAAAUAUCUAUGUUGUGCAGGUGUAACAUUAACAUAAAAAUCUAGGUUGUGCAUGGUGUAAAUAGGUCUAGAUUUUCAAAUCCAAACGAGUAAAUAAUGCUUUUACUUUGUGUUUGUAUAUAUAUGGUAUAAAUAGUCCUAGAUUAUCAAAUCCAAAAGAGUAAUUGUACUUUUAGUUUGUAUUUAAUUAUGAUGUAAAUAAUUUUAGGUUAUCAAAAUACAAGAUUGUAAAUAGUACUUUUACGUGUUGUAAUUUGGAGUCCAUGUAAAUUUGAAUGUGUAAUUUGGAGCA
Cicer arietinum (chickpea) is the source of this 1933-nucleotide messenger RNA. RefSeq names its product ACT domain-containing protein ACR6. NCBI's taxonomy places the organism in Eukaryota, Viridiplantae, Streptophyta, Magnoliopsida, Fabales, Fabaceae. The record is from RefSeq and is a predicted model, not a curated record.